CGUCUUUCGACUUAAAAAAACAUAUGGCCUCUGUCAAUUGUACUGCCAUCUAUUUACCCAUUGCUUAUAAGCCUUCAGCCAAUCUGAUAGCGAAACGGAAUUUAUUUACGAAAAUGGCGGAUCAAGUGUUACGAGAAUUGGAGGUUGCUGCACAAAUUAUUUUAGCACCACCAAAUCUUGUGACUGCUGAACAAAGGCAAUCUGCAGAGGGUGUUUUUUUGAAUUUUCGAAAAACAAAAUCACCUUAUCAACUAUGUCGGGAAAUAUUAGAAACCAGCAGCAUGGAUUAUGUUCUUUUCGAGUCAGCUGGCCUGAUAAAAACAGCUUUAGUAAGAGAAUGGUCCAUGUUGCCACAAGGAGAUAUUGCAUCCUUAAGGCAAUAUCUUCUGCAUUAUAUCAUAAGCAAACCUACAUUGGCACCUUUCGUCAGAGAAAGAAUAUUGCAAGUCAUUGCAAUUAUGGUUAAAAGAGGAAGUGUUGAAGAUCUGGGUGAAGAAAGAAGACAAAUAUUGAAUGAAGUCGAAAGAUUAAUAAUGAGUGGUGAUUUACCAAGGCAACUUUUAGGAUGCAGCAUAAUAUCAGCAUUAAUGCAAGAGUACGCAACAACCGUGAAAUCUUCAGACGUCGGUCUAACAUGGGAGGUACAUUUUAAGGCCAAAAAACAGUUUGAGCUUUCAGAUUUGAAAAGAAUAUUUAAAUUCUGCGUUGGUGCUCUUGGAGAACUGACUAAAGGAGAUAUUCAAGAAGCGACGUUGCCUCUCAUCAAACACUUGCUGUCUAUUACUGAAGGUGUUCUUGUUUGGGGCUUCAUAUAUGCAAACUUACCCAAAAGGUUAAUCGGCGUCUUUGAAGCAGUUUACGAAUCAGACAGUAGUCCUGCUCUUCGCCUCAGUCCAAUGUGGCGUGACGUUAUUCUUGAUCCUGCAGUUCUGGAAUUAUUUUUCACUCUUUACUGGAAAGUACGUACUAAUCCACAAUUGGCUCAUCACGCGCGAAACUGUCUAGUACAACUCGGCAGUCUGAAUGGAGGAGUGGUGAUGUCCAGAGGAGUCAAGCUGCAAUACUUGACUGCCUAUAUGCAAAAUUUCUUGAAACUCGUAUCCAAUAUUGAGAUUAUUGAUCAAGAAGCUAUUGGUAUUGCUAACAUGAUUAGAAAACUCACUACUUUCUUUGGCGUAACAUUCACUUCAUUACCGGAGGAUCUGCUGAGAUCAUUUAUGGAACAAAUGACCAGAUUGACAUGUCUAUUUACUGAAGGUGCUGCUCAAGAAGAAUGCAUGAGUGUUGAUGAUUGCUUAUAUAUGGAAGCGUUCGAACGAAUGUUAGAAACAUGGAUUUCUAUUUUAUCUGAGGCACACUUGUUUCCUUCUGAAUUUUGUAAACAAAGUUCGGCUCAAAUGUUUAAUACUUAUCUUAAGUGUCAUUUAUCAGCUCCUGAUGGCACUAGAGGUGAUUCGACACCAGAUGUACAGAUACAGGUGACAAUGGACGCUCUCGACAUUGCUGAAGAAAAUGAUAGAAUCAGAUUUAAAGAGCAACUACAAAUUAUUGGUAAUUUCGGCCGACAAAUUCCAAGUCAUUCUUUACCCUUACUAGCACGUUUACUCGAGGACCGAACAAACCAAUUACGCGAUCAAUUUAACAGAUUGGUAGGACAGCCAGUAGAAAUACAAAUGUUGACUUAUAGGGAGAUGUCAAAAUUGUUCGAGGAUCUGCAUUGGCUCGUACUCUUAGCUGGUCAUGUCCUUUGUAUGGAAUCUGAAGGGGAAGUGGCUCAGAUACCAUCAGAUUUAAUGCGAUACAGUAUGGAUCAGGUGCAACAGGGGCAUGUUGAUGUAAAUAUCACAUUGCAACUUCUGGCAUCGCCACAAAAUAAUCUUUCGGAUAUAAACGGUGCCGAACAAUCAGCAGAUCACAUAAUUCGUUUAGUCGCAGCUGUUUUUCGUCUUUGUGAAGUCGAAAAGAUAGCGAUGUCAGCUGAUAUGGAAAGUUUAUUAAGUCCAGAAUUGAGUAUUACAAUUGUAUGGUUUCUACAUAGAUGGUCGCUAAGUUAUCUUUUACCAAUCGAAACUUAUUACUCGGAGAUCAGUACGAUUCUGUUACAAGCCUUUGGAGAAGAUAGUCCAGGUGCAUUAUGGACUGUAAAUUUCCUUCUGGAGAAAGUAGAAUGCAAUAUUAGUUCUUGUAAAGAUGAGCCGGCGCUAGUGAAAGAGACUGUGCAACUAUUGGUGGCCCUGAUUGAAUCACAACCGAAAGCUGCUUGCGUGCUAAAGUCUGAACGGCUUGGUCGCUUAGUUGAAAUGGCCACAAAGGAAAGAUCUGAUUUACCACAGGCGGCCAAGAGAGGCCUUAUGCGUACAAUAGUUCAAGUUGGAGCUGCUGUACAAGAUCCGAAUAAUGAACGGCAAUAUUGGUCGCAGACAUUGCAACCUUUAGAAAAUCGAUUUAAACAAAUAGUUUCUAACGAGACCUUUAGCAGGUCGUAUCAUGAGCCUAGUAUCAGAAUUGACAUUAGAGAUAUUCUGGAUUCCUUCGUUGGAGUUGCUCUAGGUGUGCAAGGUCCGACUGUGGAGUCCGUGUUUCAGCGCACUAUUCCUUUAUUAAAUGAACUACCAAAUUUACUUUCGUUAUAUCAUAACUAUCAGGAUUUGGUACAAUUGAUUUUGGAAUUACUUUGUGAGAGUACCAGAGGAAUGCUGUGCUUCUUAUCAGAGGCUGAAAGCAUUCGUAUUUACGAGGCAUGUUUACGUACAGUACAAACUUAUGCUCGUUGCAAUACGAAUCGUUUGACUCUCGACGUAACAGCCGAAGAAGAUACUUUCCAAGAUAUUCUCUUACUUAUGCAACUUUUGACUAAUCUAUUAAGCAAAGAUAUAUUUGAUUUGAGUCAUUGGGAGACUAGAUCUGGACAAGAUCAACCAGUCACUCCUGCUGACGUAUUUUUAUAUGGCUUAAAUAUUGUCAUGCCAAUGAUGACUAUAGACUUAUUGAAAUUCCCAUCGCUAUGUUUACAAUAUUUCAAAAUGAUCACGUUCGUUUGUGAGAUUUAUCCGGAAAAAGUCUGUAGUUUACCUGAGGAAUUACUGAAACAAUUAUUAGCCUCUGUAGAAUUAGGGCUUUUUUCAUUUGGACACGACAUCACGUUACUUUGUUGCGAUAUCAUACAAGUAAUGGCCAAGCAUAUAUAUUCUGCUGCUGAGAAAGGCCAUCCUAGAAAUCAGCUAAUGGCACCCUUUAUGAACUUACUAAUGAAUCUGAUUUUAUCUCGCCAAAUCAAUUCUGAUCACAUAUCGAAUACGAGUAUACCGUUAUAUUAUCUCAUAUGUUGUUAUCAAGAACAAUACCAACAACUCGUACAAAAUUUAUUAGCCUCUCAAACAGAUCCGCAAGUAGCGGAAAGGCUAGCAGCAGCAUUCACAGAAUUAACUGCAAAUAUAGAAUUAAAUACCGAACGUGUUCAAAGGCUGCGAUUUAGGGAUAAUUUUGAUAAGUUCAUUGUCAACGUGCAUGGAUUCUUAAUGGUCAAGUAAAUUAAGGUACUUAAGGGAUUUUAGUGAAUUAUAAUAUAUUUUAUACUACUUUGACAACGUACGUAUUUAUGAAUUAACCACGUAGUUUUUGUUUCUCGGGUCAGUAGUAAGAGACAUUAUUCAAUCAGUAAAUUUGAGAGAGGACGCUCGUUUGUCGUAUAAAAAGUAAAUUUGCAGUCUGACAUAUUAAAAAGUAAAGAGGACAUCCAAGUGCAAAGGAAGAUAUUUUAAUUAAUUUUUAAAAAUUAUAAUUCUUUUGCCUGCAACUCUAUUUAGUCAUACAGUGAGCAGUAUUUCAUUUACUUAAAUUUCACACGUAAGUGUUGUUACACACAAAAUGCACUUACAACAUAUUUCUUAAAGUUCCAGAUGUAUUUAUCUUUAAUCCGGUUCAAGUCGUCGGGUAUGCUUCAAAUUAAUAACUAGCGCAUCUUUCUGUAAGCUUUUUGUACGAUUAGUCGGUGCACAAUAUUAUUUUAAAAAAGUUCUGUAGAGUUGUACAACGCUUGCGGUAUAACAAUUUCUAUUAAAAAAACUAUGGCCAAUCAUACAAAUCAAGACUAGGGGGUUUAAUUUGUAUCCGCAUACAAAUUUGCUAUCCCGUUAAUUUGAAAUGAUCAUUUACAUUACAUUACAGAGUCUGUCAAAAUUUGCACGUGUCGCAACGAUAACAUUAGAUUAAUUUUAUUUAACAAUAGCUGCUCGUAGUGCGCGUAGAUACAGCUAGUCCAGAUCUGUGAUCCAUGAAUGGCAGCAGUUAAAGUAGUGUGGAUUGGAUUAAAGUAGAUUGGUAUUGCCAAUUAUAGAUAAGAAAAGAAAUGAAGAUAUUGUGAGAUAACA
Cephus cinctus (wheat stem sawfly) is the source of this 4370-nucleotide messenger RNA. Its product is annotated as exportin-4. Gene Ontology annotation, biological process: protein export from nucleus. Gene Ontology annotation, cellular component: cytoplasm; nuclear pore. Bases 24 to 3530 code for a protein of 1168 amino acids. NCBI's taxonomy places the organism in Eukaryota, Metazoa, Arthropoda, Insecta, Hymenoptera, Cephidae. Gene Ontology annotation, molecular function: nuclear export signal receptor activity. The transcript is spliced from 12 exons. The record is from RefSeq and is a predicted model, not a curated record.